Belonocnema kinseyi is the source of this 3853-nucleotide messenger RNA. Its product is annotated as zinc finger protein 521-like. The coding region runs from base 134 to 3118 and encodes 994 amino acids. Lineage: Eukaryota; Metazoa; Arthropoda; Insecta; Hymenoptera; Cynipidae. Gene Ontology annotation, molecular function: zinc ion binding. The record is from RefSeq and is a predicted model, not a curated record. Gene Ontology annotation, cellular component: nucleus. The transcript is spliced from 6 exons.
UAGAAAUGCGGGAAAUGCGCGCCAUGUUGGUGUGUGCCACAUUUCAAGUGGGUAUCGGUUAUGAUCAAAUGAGGAUAGGAUAAAAUAAAACCAGUGACCAAAACGAUCUUUUUGUCAAAGUUUGUGACGGAAAAUGCCACGAAAACGAAAAUUGUUAAAUUUAAGUGAAAGAUGUAGACUUUGCUUGACAGAAAAUGGUGAAAUGAGAGAUUUGUUCACGGAAGCGUACUGCGUGAAAUUGAAGGAUUUGUCGCAUUGCACUUCUAUAGAAAUAAAAAGCGAGCAGAAUCUACCGAAAAAUGUUUGCCACGCCUGUGUGUAUAAACUGGAAAUGUGGAACGAAUUUAAAGAACGAUUUACCAGAUCAAAUCGUUUGUUGCUAACACGUUUGGAAGUUGCGGAGACUACCGAAUAUUCUGCAAUGCACCAAAAGAGAAAGUAUUGUGAUGUACAAGAAAGUAGUGACGGGAAUAUUUUGAGUGACACUAAGAAGAAAAGUAAAUUUGACGAGACAUCCACACAAUGCGCAAGUCCAAUCUUUGAAGAACAGAAUAAUAAAGAAAAGGUUCUCAGCCCAACUCUGAAGAGCUCGUCUCAAAAGAUAAUUAAUUUCACUGACAUUCCUAAUGCAGAAAUAGAAAUCAAGGAUAAUUUAAACUUCCGCUCGAGAAUCUCCAACUGUCCUAAAUUUCGACAGAGUGCAAGGCGUGGAAGAACGACUGAAAGGCGAAAGGCGUACACGCGUCGCUGGGUAGCCCGCAAAAAAGCUUUGAUAGCCGCUUCAGGUAACAAUUCUGACACUGAUUCGGGUGCAUCUGAAAAUCAACUCUCUCCAGUCCAAAAAGCUCGAGCGAAGUCCAAUGCCGAAAAGGAAGAAGAAAAGCAGAAGAAAAUCGCCAGAGCUUUAAAGAAUCUGGAAACCAAUAUGAAUGAUUUCAAGCGAGGAUCUGACUCCGAUGCGAGGCGCAACCUUCGCUCUCGAAAGUUGAACGCCGAACGAAUAAGGGAACAAAAACGUAAAUCACUGAUAAAAUCAAAGGAUAAAGUCAAAAUUAAGACCAAGGGGAAAGAAAUGGAAAAGGAGAAUUUUUCAAGUCAGCCUCAGACCGUUAAAUCUGAGUUAAGAAUUGGGUACGCCACAUACAUUGUAACAUCUACUCUUGUUAUUUCGGAACCUGCGUACCUCAAUAAAGGUCCGAAUGACUCUUCAAACCCAGAAAAGAAUGAAAACACGGACAUUAUUGAUGCAGUGCAACUCAAGAGAGUCACGCCCGUUUCUAAUGCCACCGCAGAUAAAAGACUACUCGAGAGAUGUCUGAAUAUAGAAGUAGAGGGAACUGAACUUGAAACUUUACAACGCGUUCAGGUCGACUUGGCAAGCUUUGUGGAGAAGGACAUGAAGGAGAAACUCUUCUCAGAGAAUGGGAUCUUGGAAGAGUUAAAGGCAAAGACGAAGGAUUCUUACGAUAGCCUGGACCAGCAGCUGAAAACAAUUGUAGUAAAGGCGAUUAAAAAGAAUUAUGAGACAUCUUCGAAAAGUGAUAAUCCAGAGCUGAACGAAGAUGUUAGAAAGAGUAAAACUAUAUCUCCGGAGUUUGUCCAAGCCGCAAUGCACUCCGCUGUCUUUCAGCCAAAGUUAAUUCUGACAAGACUUGAUUUUUCCAAAGUUCCUUACAAGAUUAAUAAUGUAGAUAUUCUGCAAAGAAAACCCGCAAUUCUAGGAAGUGUCAGUAAAAAAAUAACAUCCAUAGAGUAUGAAGAAGAAAAUAGUUUGAGUGAUAAUGAUGAACGUUUACAGAUAGCCAGUUUGGAGCAUGUGAAACCUAAGAAAAUGCUAAAGCAGCAGGUCGAGAGUGUCGAGUGCGAUACAACCACGGCGCACCAGGAUCUACAAAAUGUGGAUCAAAAUCAUCUGAAUGAAAAUGCAGAGAUUUCAGAAGAACAAGAGGUUUGGAGAAAUAUGCAGAAUUGCCAGAUCCAGGAGAAGAAGAAUAUAAAACACAGAUGCGGGAUUUGCAACCGCAUAUUCAUAAAAAAAGCGGAAGCAGAGGAGCACAUCAAACAACACCACGAAGCUACGCAGAAAGCACGCCAGAAAAUGAUGCGAUGUAAAAGGUGCCACGGAAUUGUUGCUGCGAUGUACGUCAAGUUACACGUUUGCUCACAGCAGUUCAAGUGCGACUAUUGUGGAAUGAGUUACUUCACGGAGAAAGCAUAUAUUAAUCAUGUAGCAAACCACGGUGAUUCUCGAAUCCCUUUAAUUCCGCAGGAACACAAGUGCACCAUCUGUGAUAAGCAAUUCAUUUUGGAAAAAGAACUUGUCGUUCAUCUCUCUACUCAUGACGACUCGAAGUCCCCUCUAAGGUGUAAUGUCUGCAACACAGAUUUUAUCUCGGAAGAAGUUCUUGUAAAUCACCUACAAACACACGAUAAAUUAGACUUCGAGAGACCUCUAAGAUCGAAAAAGAAGAAACAAGAUCGAAUUGAACAGACUCUUGAUUUCGAGAGGAAAGUAGCGAUGCUCAAAUCGGAAAAAAAAAACCAAGUCGAAGGGCCUAACAAGAUGUAUUUGCAAGAGAAACACGAGGGCUACACCUGCUUCGUUUGUGACAAGGAAUUUAACGACGAGGAAGUCAUGAAAGAUCACUUGCAAAAACACUGCGAUGAUAUGAGUGAGGACGAGCGUAAUUCAAAGGAGCAUUAUCAAUGUGCCAUCUGUGGUGAAUCCUUUGAAUCUGAAGAUGCAUUGGGUGCUCACGUAGAGAAUCAUUUGUUCGACGAUGAGGAUGACAAUCCAAACCUUAUCAAUAUAACCGAUAAUGGAAAGCCGAAGGAGGUUAAAUACUACUGUGACCAAUGUCCACAGGUAUUCUCCUCGAAGUCAAUUCUCGCCAUGCAUAAGGAGGCACACGAUGAAGAUAUUGCAAUUGCAGAGUGGGAAAGACAAAGGGAUCUAAUGCACAAUCACUCUUGCACUAUUUGCGACGAAAUUUUUCCAAGCGAAGAAGAUCUUGCCGAACACCUGGACGUUCAUAACGGAAACGCGCACGUUUGUCUUCUGUGCGAAAAAUCUUUUUCUACUCUAUCCGAUUUGCAAGCACAUGUAGAGUCUCACUGAUACAGUGUUACAAGAAAGAAUUGCUGUGGUUAAUGAAAUGAAACCAAAUUAGGAAAUUUUGUUUAUCUUCUGGCGGAUUUCUUCCUUUUGUUUCAAAGAACACAGAAGUUAAACUUUUAAUAAUUGAGAAACAUUAAAAGGAGGUAUCGGCUGUGAACUAUACAUGUCUGGAACCUUUUUGCUUCAUUUUGAUUUUCAUAUUUUUAGAAAAGGGAUGCAAAGCUUUGGUCACACGAGUGUCCCGUCAUCGAUCACAACAUUUGAAAAUUUUAUGCUGCGAUAUUUAUAUCGCAUUACUUUUGUCAUUCCGGUUUUAAAUUUUUUGGCUGAGAAUAUCACUAAAUUACUUUUCUCAAAACUGUAUACUAAGAACAUUAAAUACCAAAAGAAUAAGUGAAAGCUCUGGUACAAGAUUAGUACUUACCUUGUCUAAAUAUAAAUUUGUUCCAGACGUAACGAAACGAUAGUCGUUGCUCCAAUUAAACCGUAAGACCCUUGCAAAAGAUUUAGACAUUUUUCUUUCUCUUGUUUCCACCCCUUUUUUGUGGACAAUCUUAUGAAGGUUCUAAUAAUGUUAAAAUUCGUUGUGGAAACGCACACCAUACAAGAAGAUAAGUACAUUUUAAGACCAAAAACAAUUAACCAGGUUGCUUUUGAAAAAAAUCGUUUGUUUAUAAAAAGAAUAUGUAAAAACAAGAGAUUUUGUCAAUAAAACGAGGUGAAAUACGUUUAAAU